CCCUACAUUGAGUUGAUUUUGGCAUAAUAAUAGAAAAAAUCGCAGAAAACCCGCGACGGCUCAAUUGUCAGCAAGCGAGUCUGGCAGCAGUAACAGGCACGUUACUUCCAAAGAUAAAGAUUGAGACUUGCUGGCUGCUGCAUUGUAGAUCUAAAAGCAGAGGAAAACAGAGUUGUUUCCAAAUCGCAACCAUGGUUGCUAGUGAUGAUGGUGCAGUAGUCAAGUAUGGAAUCAUUGGAGUGGGAAUGAUGGGCAGAGAACACCUAAUCAAUCUCCACCAUCUUAGCAGCGAAGGUGUUGAUGUUGUUUGCAUCGCAGAUCCUCACAUUCAAUCUCAACAACAUGCCCUUGAAUUAGCCCACUCCUUCAACUGGCCUCUUAAAGUGUUUUCAGGGCAUCGUGAGGUACUGGAGAGUGGGUUGUGUGAUGUGCUUGUUGUUUCGACACCAAAUAUGACUCAUUAUCAGAUUCUAAUGGAUAUCAUCAACCAUCCAAAGCCUCAUCAUGUGUUGGUGGAGAAGCCCUUGUGCACCACAGUCUCUGACUGCAGAAAGGUGGUAGAUGCUGCAAAGAAGAGGUCCGAUAUGUUAGUACAGGUUGGACUGGAGUACAGAUACAUGCCGCCCGUUGCUAAACUGAUUGAAAUUGUUAAAGCUGGAACUCUUGGACAUGUCAAAAUGGUCGCGAUACGGGAGCAUAGGUUUCCAUUUCUGGUUAAGGUUAACAACUGGAACAGGUUCAGUGCUAAUACUGGGGGUACUCUAGUAGAGAAGUGCUGCCAUUUCUUUGAUCUAAUGAGGCUGUUCGCUGGUGCAAAUCCGGUCCGUGUGAUGGCUUCUGGAGCUCAUGAUGUCAAUCACAAGGAAGAAAUUUAUGAUGGAAAGGUACCGGACAUCAUCGACAAUGCAUAUGUUAUUGUGGAAUUUGAGAAUGGUUCUAGGGGGAUGCUUGAUCUUUGCAUGUUUGCUGAAGGGAGUAAAAAUGAGCAAGAAAUAUCUGUUGUUGGUGAUAUUGGGAAGGGGGAGGCCUUCGUUCCUGAGAGCAUAGCGCGAUUCGGGACUCGAGUUUCAGGUAGAGAUGGUGUCCAGACUCUGAAAGCUACCGAUAAACGAAUAAAAUAUGAUGGGCUGCAUCAUGGGUCUAGCUACUUGGAACACCUUAAUUUCUUGUCAGCGAUCCGAGCCGGAGGAGAAGAAGCUCCUGAAGUGGAACUUCAGGAUGGACUGAUUUCAGUUGCCAUGGGGGUUGCAGCACAGCUUUCUAUUGAGAAGGGCAGAUUUGUUACAAUUAAGGAAGUCAUAAAUCAAGAUUAUUGAUAAGUUUCUUGCAAGUCUUGGUCAUGGCUCGGUUGCUUUACUGCUUGUUAAUUAAGCUCUUCAAUAUUCUAUUUUACAAGACUCAAGUGUGUGUGUGUGUUUUUUUGCAAAAUAUUAACCUCAGCAUUUCAUUAUUAUA
Tripterygium wilfordii is the source of this 1455-nucleotide messenger RNA. RefSeq names its product inositol 2-dehydrogenase 2. The coding region runs from base 192 to 1316 and encodes 374 amino acids. The record is from RefSeq and is a predicted model, not a curated record. Lineage: Eukaryota; Viridiplantae; Streptophyta; Magnoliopsida; Celastrales; Celastraceae. Gene Ontology annotation, molecular function: nucleotide binding. The transcript has 7 exons.